Molecule: messenger RNA, 783 nt
Organism: Beta vulgaris subsp. vulgaris (sugar beet)
Lineage: Eukaryota; Viridiplantae; Streptophyta; Magnoliopsida; Caryophyllales; Amaranthaceae
Exons: 1
Coding region: 1-783 (260 amino acids)
Molecular function (GO): RNA-DNA hybrid ribonuclease activity; nucleic acid binding
Source: RefSeq, a predicted model, not a curated record
AUGGAGUUCCCUUUCACGAGUUUUUUUAUUUCCUUAAAAUCUUCCUUUUCGACGUCCCAAGUGGAGUGCUUCGCAAUUGUGUGGUGGUUUGUGUGGUAUGCGCGUAAUGGGGUUAUUUUUCGCCAGGAAUCGUCUUCCCCUCGAAAGGUUGGUAUGAUGAUCAAAGCUUUUGUUCAUAAUCUUUCUAUUUCAGGAGCUGUGGGAGCGAAAGUGGAUUCUAGGUUGUCUCUCUUGGCAGGUCACAGAGGGAAGAGGUUUAUAAGGGACCAGGUGGUUUGGACCCCCCCGCCAGCUGAUUUCUUUAAGCUAAAUUUUGACGGGUCUAAGUUGGCAAGUGGGCAAGCAGCUUUUGGGUUUGUUAUUCACGAUUCUGAAGGCAUUAUUCAUUUGUGUGGUGCUGGGAACUUAGAUAAAGAUGCCUCUAUUUUAGAAGCAGAGGCUAGGGGUCUACGGGAAGGUCUUAGAGGGGCUAGGUCUCUUGGGAUUACCAAUUUAAUGGUGGAAGGUGAUAAUUUAGCUGUUAUUAAUGCAAUUAAGCAGGUUUGGAAGAUCCCCUGGACGAUACAUACCAUUAUUGUUGACACAGUGAAAGAUUUGGGCCUGUUUGAAGAUAUGCAAGUAAGUCAUGUUUUUAGGGAAGCUAAUGCGGCCGCAGAUUGGAUGGCUCAUCGUGGGCACUCAACGUUGUCUACAACCUAUUGGUUUGAUGUUCCUGAUUUAUCUUUCGCUGUAAUCAUCCGCAAGGAUGCUUUAGGGUGGCCCAAAUCUUGGGAUCCUCCCUAG